Messenger RNA from Dendrobium catenatum, 2376 nucleotides. RefSeq names its product interactor of constitutive active ROPs 2, chloroplastic. Lineage: Eukaryota; Viridiplantae; Streptophyta; Magnoliopsida; Asparagales; Orchidaceae. The record is from RefSeq and is a predicted model, not a curated record. Bases 252 to 2066 code for a protein of 604 amino acids. The transcript is spliced from 5 exons.
GAGAACUGCGGCACACAGUAUUAUCUGCAAUUUAUAAAGCUUUCACUCACUCUUCCCCUCUCUCUCUCUCUCUCUCCCAGCAAUGCUACCCUUUCCUCUGCUCCCUUUACCGGAAACCUCAGCAGCGGCGUGAGGAAGAGGACGAAAAGGAUAGGCGAGACCGGACUGGCCGGGCGAGAGCUCUCUGGCCUUCGACGAGGAGCUUUGUAACGUGCAAGGAAGAAGCCUUCACAGUUCAUAGGAAAGAUAAGAUGCAGACAUCUAAAGCCAGAAAUGGGUCAUCAGAAGUUCCUCAAAAGACAUCUCCUAUCACCCCUAAAUCAUCUCGUGGAUCAAAGAAAAUUGCAACUGAGUCUGAUUCAGUCACUUCCAAGCUCACACCAGGAAAGUCCUCAGCUGAAAAAAGUCCUAAGAUCACCGAGCGCCGGUCGCCCAAAAGCCCCAACUUUGAGAAGAAGAGGCUGGUCAGGCAAAGCGACCUAGAACACCAGGUCGCACAACUCCAAGAUGAACUGAAGAAAACAAAGGAUCAGUUGAACUCAUCUGAAUCAUUGAAGAAAAAGGUACAACUGGAAUCUGAAGAGGCCAAGAAACAGCUCAAAGCCAUGGAAGAGAAGCUUGAGGAGACAGAAUGCAAGCUUGUGGAGUUUUCUGCUGCUGAGGAUGAUCGCAUUCAACAACUUCACCAAAUUUCUCAGGAGCGUGAUAAGGCAUGGCAAUCUGAGCUUGAAGCCCUCCAGGAACAGCGUUCAAAUGACUCUGCAGCUCUUGGGUCCGCCAUGAAUGAGAUUCAAAAGCUCAAGCAGCAGCUCGAUAUGGUUUUGAAAUCUGAAACAUCCCAUGUGGAGGAUUUUGAGAGUGAACAAAAUGAAUUAGUUGCCUUGAAAAAAGCUAUGGAGACUGCCCUCUCCACUGUUGAGAACCUUAAAGUUCAGAUUAAUGAGAAAGAGAUGGCAGAGAAAGAGGCAAAGCUGACAGCUUAUGAGACCCAGAAGGAGCUAGAAAUGGCCAAUACCACCAUUGAGAGUCUCCGUAGUGAGGGAUGCAAUCUACAAGAAUACCUAAACUCUGAAACAUCCAAGUUGGAAGAAUCUAGAGUUCGAAUUAAUGCACUUGAGGAAAUGGUGAAAGAACUCCAGUCUUCUGUGGAAGAUGAUGAAAUAGAAAGAGGGAAGCCUCCAUUUGAAGUUGAGUCUGUUGCAUCACAAUCUGAAUUGGAACAAUUGAGGGCUGCGCUCGAAGCAGCUGAGGCUAAGCUUCAGGAGGAACAAAUUCAAACCACAAUGAAGAUCCAAUCUGCAUUUGAGAUGGCUGAGCAUGUGAAGUUUGAUGCAGGGCUAAGGGAAUUGGAACUUGAAUCAACCUUACAGAAAACAAAGGCAGAGCUUUUUGAGUUGAAAGCACGCCUUCUUAGCUUAGAGACAGAACUCCCAGGCAUAUCACAGAUAAAUAAGGAGCUGAAAGAUGAAAUGGAUGAGGCAAAAGCGAGCCAAUUUGAAUCGGAGAUGAGGCUUAUAAAGGCUACUACCGAUGUUACUGAACUGAAAGCAAACAUCUUGGAUAAGGAGACACAGCUGCAAAGCAUCAUGGAAGAGAAUGAACAGAUAAAAUCUGAGCUCAGCAAGAGAGACAUCAAGCAUCAAAAGAAUUACGCUGCAGCUAUCUCGGAUGCAGAGAAAGCAAAAGCUGCAGAACAUGAAGCACUGAUGAGACUGGAAGUUGUAAACGGGGAGGCUGAAAAAAUUAGCAAGAAGGCAACGAAGCUUUCAGAGCAGCUUGAGGCUGCUCAGGCAGUGAAAUCAGAGAUGGAGAUCGAGCUGAAGAGGCUUAGGGUGCAGUCUGAUCAGUGGAGAAAGGCAGCCGAAGCAGCUGCAGCAGUUCUCACUCCAGGAAACAAUGGAAGGAUAGUUGAAAGGACGGGAUCUCUUGAUUCUGACUACAAUUCCCUCUCUGGGAAGCUCAUAAGCUCCCCUUUCUCUGAUGAACUGGAUGAUGAUUCACCUAAGAGGAAGAAUGGCAAUAUGCUGAGGAAGAUUGGAGGAUUGUGGAAGAAGGGCUCCAAGUGAUUUUACCGGUUGUUUAAUUUAGGUGGAACAGCAUAAGUUUUGCAGGGAAGUCGCGUGAGAUUAAUAGCUUUCUGCUCUUUUUCUCUGCAACUCCGGAAGCUGAACGUGGUUCUACUUUUCACAUUAUUGUAUAAAUAUUUUCUACUUUUAAAAAACUCAAAUUGGCUGUGAUCUCAUCUGGGCCUGUAGAGUCCAAGGGCCAGCCAAUUUCAGUGAUCAGAUUUGAGUAUGAUUCCUAUUGUUUGACAAACUACUUAAUGCGCAUCAUGAUGGCUUCAUUGAUAUAAUAGAAGCUUUUAUUUUUGCGUCA